This is a messenger RNA of Microthlaspi erraticum, 1017 nucleotides long. Lineage: Eukaryota; Viridiplantae; Streptophyta; Magnoliopsida; Brassicales; Brassicaceae. The record is from the annotation of a GenBank genome assembly.
AUGGGUGGAGAUUUGAUGGAAGAUGAUUGGGAAUUUGCUUCAUCAACAAACCCUAGCAGAACCCUAGUUCUCGUUGGCCGUACCGGAAACGGAAAGAGCGCAACAGGGAACAGUAUCCUCGGCAAGAAAGCGUUUAAGUCAAGAGCAAGCUCUCUAGGAGUCACAAGCACGUGCCAGUCACACAGAGUUGUGCAAGAAGAUGGUCAAAUCAUCAAUGUUAUUGAUACUCCUGGUUUGUUUGAUUUGUCUACAACAGUUGAUUUCAUCGGUAAAGAGAUUGUGAGAUGCAUAACUUUGGCUGAAGAUGGAAUCCAUGCUGUUCUGUUGGUGUUCUCUGUGAGGGGAAGGCUUACGGAAGAGGAGCAAUCUGCGCUCUAUAACUUGCAGACGCUCUUUGGGAGUAAAAUCGCUGACUAUAUGAUCAUUGUUUUCACCGGUGGUGAUGAUUUGGAAGAGAAUGAUGAGACUUUGGAUGACUAUUUGGGUCAGGAGUGUCCUGAGUUUAUGAAAGAAAUUCUGGAGCUAUGUGACAAUAGAUUGGUGUUGUUUGAUAACAAGACAACGGAUAAGCGCAAGAAAGCUGAGCAAGUGCAGAAGCUUCUCUCGCUUGUUGAUUCGAUUGCUAGAAAGAACGAUGGUAAACCGUUUACAGAUGAGUUGUUUCAGGAGCUUCAGGAUGAGGCUGUGAAGCUAAGGGACCAGAAGAAGGAGGUUGAGUCGCUGAAGGGUUAUUCAAAGAAUGAGAUUUCUGAGUUCAAGAAGCAGAUUGAUGUAUCGUAUGAUCGGCAGCUUAACCGCAUCACCGAGAUGGUGGAGACGAAGCUUAGAGAGACAGCGAAGAGACUGGAGCAUCAAUUGGGAGAAGAGCAAGCUGCAAGACUUGAAGCGGAGAAGAGGGCAAGCGAAGUUCAGAAACGGUCGAGUGAUGAGAUUAAGAAGCUGAGAGAGAAUCUGGAGAGGGCUGAGAAAGAGACGAAGGAACUCCAGAAGAAGCUGGGAAAGUGCAUCAAUCUGUGA